AUGUGUGAAAGCGUUUCAAAAGAGCACUGUUUGUACACUUCACCGAUUAGAGCUGGAGUCUGUUUUCAGCAACUUUUUGACAAACACUAUGGAUUUCGCAGAGUGGAUUUAACGUUGGGAAGAAAAGUACACUGGCAUUUUAAACAGGUGCUGAAGUGGCGGUUAAUCGAUUGGGCUCAUUUUUGGAUGGGGCGGAUACCAGUCCUGAAGUGGUUCCCGUCGUACAGCUGGAAGAAGGACUUGAGAGCGGACAUAAUUGGCGGAAUGAUGCUUUCUAUAAUGGCUCUUCCUCAAGGACUGGCAUACGGCUAUCUUGUUGGAGUACCGCCCAUAUACGGUCUGAUAACUGCAAUCUUUGGGCCAGUCUUUUACGCAAUAUUUGGGACUUCGCGUCACACAUCACCAGGCUGCUUCGCGAUUGCUGCACUCAUGGUUGGUGGUGUUGUUGAGCAGUUUGGCAGCAAGCCUCCGCAAGCUCAGUCCAAUAAUACAGCACCGUCAAGAGUGUGCUGUCAGACUUCAGCAUCAGCAGUUCCUCCAGAUGAAGCGGUGGGUGUUGCCUCCUCGGUGACGCUUCUCGCUGGCCUUUGGCAGAUAUUCUUCGGCCUCCUCAAUGCCGGACUUCUGGCAGUGUGGCUUUCCGAUCAUUUAGUUCAAGGUCUAACCUCCGGCGCUGCAAUUCACGUAUUCACUUCACAGUUGAAGUCGAUGACAGGAGUAGAUGGAGUUCCACCAACCAGCGAAGCAUUCGGCCUAAUAAAGGUCGAGUCGGGUAUUCCUGCGCCUCGCGUACCACCCCUCGAUCGAGUUGAUGAACUUGUUUGGCAAGCUUUGAGUAUUGCCAUAAUCUCGUUUGUCAUUCAUAUAGCUCUUGCAAAACUGAUCUCCAAAAAACUCAAUUAUGAAAUUGAUGCUAAUCAGGAAUGGUUCGCCUUGGGAUCUAUGAAUUCGAUAGCGUCAUUUUUCGGUUGUUUCGCAGGCGGUUCCUCUCUAGGAAGGACUAUGAUGCAGGUUAAACUCGGCACAAGAAGCCAGAUGUCGACAGUGGUAUGUUGUACGAUAAUGAUCGGUUUUGUCUAUGGCGCUGCUUCAUUUAUUUAUCAUCUGCCAAAGAUGAUCUUCUUGGUAACGUUAGUAGCUGUAAUUCUGAUCAAUGUCAAUAUGGGACUCAUUAUCGGAAUAGCAUUCGCUUUGCUAUCUGUCGUCUUUCGCACACAGUGGGCUGACAGUACUUGCAUGGGACGAAUACCUGGCACCUCCGACUUCAAAGGUCUCGGCCAUUAUCGUAGUGCAGAGGAAAUUCCAGGAAUUAAAGUCUUCCGAUUCGAUGCUCCCCUUUACUUUGCCAAUGCGGAACUAUUCAUUCUGAGCGUUCACAAUGCAUGCGGAUUGAACCCUGUUCUC
Molecule: messenger RNA, 1404 nt
Organism: Ostertagia ostertagi
Lineage: Eukaryota; Metazoa; Nematoda; Chromadorea; Rhabditida; Trichostrongylidae
Source: the annotation of a GenBank genome assembly